AUGAGGCUGGGAUACGAUCGAGACGUUGCUGAUGGAGAGGCCCGACUUCCACUCGUGCGUCGCAGGCCCCUCCGCCCUGAGUCUCACGAUUGGUAUGGCCCCAGUGACGUCGACGUCGACGCCGUGCCCUACUACCCAAUGCCCCAUCGGACACGAGUCGACGAACUACAAAGGCCCAACGGACGGACACCCAGAGGAUAUUCAAGGAGCAUGAGCCUCGAUGCAUACCCGCCUACCAUGACCAUGCCUAUGCCGCCAGCACACCUUAUGCGAGCUUCCACAGAUGUUUAUAAGAAACGCCCGCAGUUCUCCGUGUACGAAGCAGACGAAGAUGAGGAUAAUGAUCGUUGGGCGCCCAUGAAGCCACGGGGUAGACUUCCGGAGCCAGCCCGGCCCCGUCAGCGGGUGCGGAAGCCGAGAGAUCCCACACCAGAAUCAACACCGUCGACAGAGAGUGAGGAGGAAAGCGACAGCGACAGUGACAGCGAUGAGGAUAGCGACGACAAUAACCAUAUAGAGGUUGUGGUGGAAGAACCGGAAGAGGACAAUCAUAAACGACAUCAUCGUCGACACCACCGACGACCCAGCCCGGACGAUUAUCUCAGUUCACCAGAUGAGAAAAGGACCCCACGGAGACGAAACAGAAUGCCAUCGCCAUCCACCUCUGACGAGAGAGAAAUAAGAUAUCGCCAAGCCUCUUCUGAGAGAGGCUCGCCAGACCGUAGACCUUCUCUGAGAAGAGAGAUCACCGACACACCUAGAUACAGCCUACCAACACGAUUUAACAGUGUGCUUGGUGCUUCCCGGCCACCAGUAGCUUCCAGAAGUCGUGAUUGUAAAGGCUGUCUAGACGAGGUUCCUGCGUCAAAAUGCCCCAAGCUUGAGUGUGGACAUCGCAUGUGCCAUAGCUGUCUGAAGAAGCGGUUUAAGCAAUCAGUGACAGACCCCGAGCAUAUGCCUCCAACUUGCUGCAGCGACGAUCACAUUGAGCUCGAUCACGUUGAGAAGCUUCUUGAUCCUACUUUCAAGAAGAUAUGGAACAAGAAGUUUGUAGAGCACUCGCUGAGAAGCCGAUUGUAUUGUCCAUCGCGACGAUGCGGGGAAUGGAUUCGGCCCGCCGAUAUCUAUGUUGACCGCGAGACGGGACGAAAGGCCGCUCGUUGCGACCGGUGCAACACCAAAGUUUGUGUGACUUGCAACGGUCGGUGGCACUUUGCGAGCAAAUGUCCCAGGGAUGAAGAGACGGCGAUCUUUCUUGAAUACGCCAGACGUGAAGGGCAGAAGAGAUGCUAUAGAUGCGGUGCUUCAGCCCAGCUCAGAGAAGGCGAUAAUCAUGCUUUGUGUCGAUGUGGUGCCGAAUUUUGCGUUGCGUGCGGUGAAAAGCCCAAGAAAUGCGAAUGCCCAUGGUUCGAUAUUGAUGCUUCGGAAUCCGACCAUCAUGGGCAAACGGUUACACACCGAGGAGAGAUUACAGUCUUCCGUGAAGAUAGUACGGAGGGGGAGUCUCGAGUUGCUCGAAAGCGCCGAGGAUCAAAGCAGUCACGGCAGCAUGUUUACGAUGAGGAAGCUAUUAUACGCCAACAAGACGAUCGCGACGACGAACUGGUUCGCAGGCCGCGCUAUUAUGGCAAGGACAACGAAUACGAUGUUGUUGGAGGAGCUCCGGAAGUACCAAGGUCUGGUGAUCCUUCUGGACACUACGCGGGCGACAGCCCUCGGCGUCUAGGCCGCAGAGUAGUUGGUGGUACUCCUCCUUCUCCAAGCCGCGCAGAAUUCGAGAGAGGUCCUCCUGGAGGUAGAGGAGGCUACUACGGAGGACGCAUGGACAGACGAGUCCUUGAACCACAUGCCGAAGACCCUUAUGCUGAGAUGGAACCUCCUGGCAUGAGACCACCGCCCAUGGGCAUGCCACCUCCAGUUCUGGAGGAGGGUUACCGUGGCGGGUUAGGACCUCUCAUCGUUGAGCGGGAUCCAAACAGCUACGACGAAGACGACUCUUACUACAGUCACAGCUCGCGCAGCCGAAAGGGUACGCGACGCAGCGACACGCUAAGUUCAUCCGAGCUGGCCGGGCUUGGUGUACACAGUUCAGGCAUGGGACGAGUCGAGAGCUGGCGAAGGUUCAUCGAGCCCGGUGAUCCCGAGGGAGAACUAGCUGCAGCUGUAUCGUCUGCUUGA
Messenger RNA from Fusarium sp. VM40, 2178 nucleotides. The record is from the annotation of a GenBank genome assembly. Lineage: Eukaryota; Fungi; Ascomycota; Sordariomycetes; Hypocreales; Nectriaceae.